GCCUCCGCGGUGGGCGAUGGGAAGAUGGCGGCUGGCAGUAGUGGCGGCGGCGGCCCGGGUGACGCGUGCCGGCACCACGCGCAGCUGGGGGUCUGCGAGUCGCGCGCCAAGUACCGGGAGGGGCGGCGGCCGCGCGCCGUGAAGGUGGGGCCGGCCGGGGCCUCCCGCGCGCCGCGGCACGCGCCGCCUCUGCGGGGGGGGCGGCGGCGCGAGGCUGUCAGCGGGUCCCUGCGUCCCCGGGCGGGCUGUGGAGCGCGUCGGUGCUGGCUGCGGUGUCCCGGAGCUGCCCCGCCGCCAGCCCGCCGCCAGCCGCGGCGCCGCUCGCUCUGCGGUGUCGACACCUGUCCCCGUUCGGGAUGCUCCCGGUCCUCUCCUUGCGGCCGGGGCGCGGGCUCGGGCUUUACUGCGCGAAACUGCCCCGUCCUGAUGAUCUUUGUUCCAAAAAUCAGCCCGCCCGUGGGGAGGAAUUGGCUGUUUGGGAUCGCAGAAUCACCGCGGAAACUUGGUUUUAUUUCUUGGAGGAGUUUCUUUCUUAUUAUUGAGGCGCUUCACGUCCUUUAGUAUCUAACUACCCUGUGAGUUGUGUGUGCUCCCUUUCGGGGCAGAGCGCUGUUGUGCGGUGCCGUGGGGCCCUGCCACAAGGGUUUGAAACCUUAAAAUGUUAGCCUGUUAAUGCAAAAAAGCAGAGGGUAGAUGCUGGAAGAAAGAGUUUGGCUUGAGUCUGGUUUAUACUAUCAACUUGGAAUCUCGUUAUUUACUAAUACAAGGAGUCCCUGCAUUAGGAGUUAUGAAGGAAUUAGUUGAACAGUUUGCAUUAUAUGGUGCCAUUGAAGAGUAUCAUGCACUAGAUGAAUAUCCAGCAGAACAAUUUACUGAGGUUUAUCUUAUAAAAUUCCAAAAACUGCAAUGUGCAAGGGUGGCCAAGAAAAAAAUGGAUGAACGAAGUUUCUUUGGUAGUUUGCUGCAUGUGUGCUAUGCUCCAGAAUUUGAAACAGUCCAAGAAACUAGGGAGAAGUUGCAGGACAGAAGAAAGUAUAUAGCAAAAGCAACAAAUCAGAGAGAUUGCUUUGUGUUAAAAAAAGCAGAGGGGCCUAAGAAGACAAUCUCAAAGAACUCUGAGGGUGGCUGUCCGUGGAGUACAUCAGGGUCACAGACAACCGGUAACUGGGGUCCGUCCUGCUUUUCAGCUUCUCACAGGGCGUCCCACAACACAGGGCACCCAUCUGGGAAUCUGCAUCAGAGCCUGUUCACACUUCCCCAGGAUGAUAAUGGUUGUGCUGAAACUUCCGGGUACUUUGGUCAAAACACAUCCCUAACUGGAAGUGUACGUCCAGGGGGAUGUACUCCACCGGCUCCUUUAAUGCAGCAAAGAACAGUUCCGAUUGAUAACGGUGUCGAGAGGUUUAUGCCUCGUACAACUCACCUGCAAGAACGUAAGAGGAAGAGGGAAGAAGGUAACAAAUUUUCCCUCAUUGGAACAAGUGCGGACAAUACUGAGGUCAUUAUUGGUCCACGGCUACCAGAAAUACCUAAAGUGGACAUGGAUGACGACUCAUUGAAUACUUCAGCUACAUUGAUUCGAAGUAAACUGAAAGAGGUAGCAGAUUCUGUUUCAAGAACAUCUGUGGAAAAGCCAGAGAGUAGCUCAGCCAAACCCCUUGUAAAGCAGAGAAGAAGAAUAUAGAUACUGCUGGCAGCAUCUUCCAACACUCCUUUUGUGAAGGAUUUAGUUUAAAAUACUUUUUUUUUAAAUGUAAAAAAUAUUUUUAUACUGUAACUUCUAAGCAAUUCCCUGUUAAAAAAUUGAAUCAAUUUGUUUCUUGGAAUGAAUAAAUAUAUUAUUCUCACAAUCGUA
Columba livia (rock pigeon) is the source of this 1855-nucleotide messenger RNA. It is a transcript of the gene RBM48, whose product is annotated as RNA binding motif protein 48. The transcript is spliced from 5 exons. Bases 788 to 1684 code for a protein of 298 amino acids. Lineage: Eukaryota; Metazoa; Chordata; Aves; Columbiformes; Columbidae. Gene Ontology annotation, cellular component: nucleoplasm. Gene Ontology annotation, molecular function: nucleic acid binding. The record is from RefSeq and is a predicted model, not a curated record.